UUGUGGAUGUGGGCGUGUCCAGGGAGAGGCUGGUUGAGGUGAAGGUGAAACAGGUGGACCUGUCACAUCCAGGCUGUUUGGACUCUACAGCUGCAGCAACCAACACAUUUGUACUUACUGAGCGCAGCCGCCGGACCAGUGAUAAAUAAUGGCCAGUGAGAAAUCUCCCUACAACGUAUCAGGUGGGGGUAACGCAGGCGACAAUGUGGCAGUGUACAGUGUCCAUACUCCAUUUACGUCAUAUGAAUCCAAUCAAGCCACAGGAGGCCCCCAAGUGUUCACCAAUGGAGGCGGUCAGACAGACACGGGUAAACACAAGUAUGUGAGUUACGAUUCCAGUCUGGGAGAUUCUCCUGGAAUGACAACGUGCACAGCCUGUCAGCAGCAGGUGAUGACCAACGUAACCCACAAAGCUGGGACCUACGCGUGGCUCAUGUGCCUACUCUUCAUCUGCUGCGGACUUAUCCUGUGCUGCUGCCUGAUCCCACUGUUGAUGAAAAAAUUCAAGGAUGCGUACCACUAUUGCCCACGCUGCAACAAGCUCCUCUACGUCAACAAGAAAAAGUGCUGUAAAUGAUGGACAUGAUGGCACAAAUGCACCCACAGAAAUAAGAUCCUGUUAGAGUUGUGUGUGUUUGAGUUGUUGAGUACAAAACAAGCCGCAACCCAGUCUUACAAUUUUGACCAAAAAAAAAAAAUGAUCACAUUUAGGGGGUGGUUCAUAUUAUUCUAUGGAUGAGGUAUUAAAUUCAAAUUGGUGAAAUUAAUUACAAAUUACUUCUUUUUGACAUUACAUUACUGAAGUGGGAGUGUUCAUAAGCUGUGGCAGGUUAUAUCAAACACACUCGGUGCACUUUUAAGGAUCCGUUGUCAGACGUAUUUUUGUCCUACUGCAGCAGAAAAGCUUCCUCUAUUACCCUAUUUCAUACAUUUUUCAAAAUAAGAUCGGUAAAGUGAAGGCUUGUACACUUGUAGACUUCUUUGACUACAAUCUGUGCAACAGGGGUUUGCUCUCCUGAAAUUUAACUUUAGGAACAAUUUGCUACAAUAUUUUGUAUACAUAAGAGUAAUAUAUAACAAUACAUCAUCAGCAAACUAUAGUACAAGCACAUUUAAAAGCCUUUUCAUACCAAAGGAACUAUUUUAGAAACUUUACAGGAACACAGCUGAUUUUCAGCAAGGAAUCAGGUACUAUUUAAAUUUAGCUCCACUGCUAAUUUGUAAGUCUCGACAGCUAUGGUGGUACAAGAAAUAGCAAUAGAGCUCUGAAGACUGAACAACUGCCGACUGCACGGAUACAAGCUCCUCCUCAUCCAAGUGAUCACCUGAAACGAGCUGCAAAACAAAAAUCAAGGAAACAGAGUUUAAUUCUGCCAAGGCCUGACAGUCUGAUUGUUUGCCAGCAGGAUAUGAACAGACCUUUGUGAUGUCAUAAGGCUAGCUAUUACAAUGUUAAACAGGCAAAUGGAAAAAUUGUUUUGAGAUAUCUUGUACGCUAACGAACAAAUGGGGUGAUCACAUGACCUCUGUCUCUUGAUUGGUAUCAUGUGUGGCUUUAGAAUGGCACAAUUCAUAAACAUGAAUGUAAGCCCUAUAGAAGAGUCGAGUCAACACAAAAUUUAUGUUGACUCAGCUCAACUGAAAAAUUUAUGUCAAUUUUUUUUUCAGUUAAAAAUCACAAAAUGAAACAUCAGCAAAACAUACAGUAUUUCUCAGAACUGCAGAUCGGACUCAGUCUAAACUCAUAUGCGAAUGACCAGAGCAUUCACUGCACAAGCCAACGUUCCUGUACAGUAUAGUUCCUACUUUAGCUCCUAAGUGUUGGUGUGAAAGGGACUUAAAACUGUAUCCAUAUGUUUUGCAUUCAAGCAAAUUAGAACUAGAUUAUGAGUGCCUCUUUCAAGAAAAAAAUAUUUAUUUAUAUGUUGCUUGCUAUGAAUAUACUCAUCUAAUGCUUUUGUCAUGGGCAGUUUAUGGGAUUAGAUUUGUGUCAAAAUUAAAUAAUAUUUCUCUGGCAUCAUGCAAAAUUCAAUGGGCAUUUGUUCAAAGCUUAAAACAUCCUGCAUCAUGAUACAACAAACAAAAAUAAGUAAUUGCACCUUCUUCAUGAGCAACCAUAAAAUUUAGCAGCUUUCUGAGCCAGGCUCAUAUUUUUUUUUUUUUUUUUUUUUUUUUGCAGAGAUUUGAGAUGUUGGAUUGAUCAGUUCUUGAGUUGUACAAUAAAACUAUUUUAUUAUUAUUAUUAUUGGUUCAUAUCAAAGCUGGAAAUUACAUGAAGUUCUUUUGACACUAUUCUAACCCCAUACAAUCUGGGUAGGGGGUUUGACCGUAUGUAUUUCUGUGAUUUCUGUGUGUAUUUAAUCCUUUCAAUCUUUCUCAAACCAAAGAUAUGUGGGAAUAAUUAAUACAUUCUUAUAUAAUUGUGGUAUGUUCAUGAAACAACUACAUUUAGCUCAGAUUUAGAAAAGAAACACACCAAUUUAUUUUGUGUGAUUUAAAUAUAGAAUUCUUCCAUUGUCAUUACAUUUUUUUAAGUAAUCUUUCACAUUGAUGUUGCUAUGGGACCUUUAGCUGACAUCAGUAUGCUACAUCACCAACAUUCUGAUUUUAGUAACAAAGUUUCAAUUUAUAUUAAUGGAAUUUGCUGCAAUCAACCAAUCAAAAAUCUAAAUACAUGCUCAAACCAACAGGCGUACCCCCCCCCCCCCCAAAAAAAAACAGUUAGCUAUUUUUGUCUCCCACCAUUUUAUUAUUUUAAAAGCCUGUUCUACCAGAGUAGACUUAUUAACAAAAGCAUAUAGUUUGCAAUGAGUAAUUAUACAUAUGAGUACAAAUACUUGAACUUUAAAGGUAGCAACCAAGCUAAAUAUAGCUACCGCUAGCUAGCCAAGUCAGCCAGCUUAGCUAUCUAGUAUAUAGCUUAACACUAAUUUAAAGCUUAGAAUUUUUUUAAGAUAAUGUGUUUAUCAGCUACUGUUUUACUGCUACCCAGAUAUUGAUCAUACUUAAUUUAACCUUGGAGAUUUGACUGGAUACUAUUAGGUUAUGGGGACCAACAACACUGUUCUUGAUGAUUGCGUGCUAAAGACCUCACAAUAUCUUUUUUAAAGUACGUUUAAAAGUAUGCGCUUGGCAAUCAUCAUUCUUUUCAAAUCUGUGCUUUUCAGAGAAUCAUUUUAGCUUAAUGUUGCAGUUUAAUUACAUCACAUAAUUAAAGUUGAUACGGGGGAUGAGUUUGCUUGUACACAUUAACAAAAAUUAAAAAUAAUAAAGUAAGAUUUGUAGAAAAAUGAUCUGUGCAACUUUUGCUUUCAGUGUAAAUGCAUACUAUAAUAUUCUUAUAUGAUCAGAGAAAUACCUUUAUCUGAUUUUUUAAAUGUAUUCUGUUUUAUAGUAGUACAUUGUGCAGUGUAAUGCAGUUUAAGAAAUGUGUUGAUAUUGCUACACAGAAAACAAAUGCAGUUUCCUCUAUAUCUUUAUUUUAUUUACGAUAUUUGGCUUAACGAUUAUUACUUUAAUAAAUGUAUACUACAUGUGGUAUUCUA
Messenger RNA from Thalassophryne amazonica, 3545 nucleotides. RefSeq lists its product as uncharacterized. The transcript is spliced from 5 exons. The record is from RefSeq and is a predicted model, not a curated record. NCBI's taxonomy places the organism in Eukaryota, Metazoa, Chordata, Actinopteri, Batrachoidiformes, Batrachoididae. Bases 149 to 577 code for a protein of 142 amino acids. Gene Ontology annotation, molecular function: zinc ion binding.